This is a messenger RNA of Triticum dicoccoides, 2007 nucleotides long. Its product is annotated as wall-associated receptor kinase 1-like. Gene Ontology annotation, molecular function: ATP binding; polysaccharide binding; protein serine/threonine kinase activity. The record is from RefSeq and is a predicted model, not a curated record. The coding region runs from base 1 to 2007 and encodes 668 amino acids. Gene Ontology annotation, cellular component: plasma membrane. Gene Ontology annotation, biological process: cell surface receptor signaling pathway; protein phosphorylation. The transcript is spliced from 4 exons. NCBI's taxonomy places the organism in Eukaryota, Viridiplantae, Streptophyta, Magnoliopsida, Poales, Poaceae.
AUGGCGAUCACACUGGUCGUGCUGCUCGUGCUGCUGUUGCUACUGCCAGUGACUCGGGUCUUAGCUCAGGAGCAGCAGCAGCAGCAGCAGCAGCAGCAGCCGACGCAACAUGUUGUGCAGCCGGGCUGCCGUGACAAGUGCGGCAACAUCACCAUCCCCUACCCCUUUGGCAUCGGCGCGGGUUGCUUCCGCGACGAUGGCCGAGGUGGCUUCCAGCUUUUGUGUGAGGACUCCCUACCAGUGCCACGGCUGACCGUGGCUGACUACGGCAUCCAGAUCACCGGCUUAUCCAUUAGCACCGGCGAGGCCCAGGCCUCCCUCAACGCAUCACGCCACUGCUACAACAGCAAGGGGGGCAUGCCGAAGAACAAGGGAGACCCGAUCUUCUAUGGAAAGAGCACGACCUGCCGGUACGUGUUCUUGGUGGAGACAGAGUGGUUAAGUACCGGCUACACCGGCGAGAACUUCAACCGGAUAGACGACUUCGCCGUGCCCGUCGUUCUCGACUGGGCAGUACGGAACGUCAGGAACUGCAGAGCUGCUAGGCGCAACGAAACCAAGUACGCGUGCCAGAGCACGGUCAGCCAGUGCGUCAAUUCCAGAAACGGCGCUGGGUACCGGUGCGAGUGCUCCAAGGGGUAUGAGGGCAAUCCCUAUCUAGAGGAUGGAUGCAAAGACAUCAAUGAGUGUGAACACGAAGAAAAAGACGCAUGUUACGGAGUCUGCAUAAAUAUGCCGGGAAGCUACACUUGCGAGUGCCCUCCUGGGACUAGUGGAGAUGCCACAGCGAAGAAUGGCUGCCAGCCAAAGGACAGUUUCACUUUAGCACUGAAAAUAGUUACAGGUGUCAGCCUUGGAGUGUUCUUGCCAUUUUUCAUGUUCUUCUGGCUCUACUUGGGGCUCCAGAAGAGGAAGCUUAUCAGAACAAAGCAGAAGUUCUUCGAGCUAAAUGGAGGCCUCUUCCUGCAGCAGCAGAUAAGUAACAACAAUGGCACCAGCAAAGGAAAUGGUGGCUUCAAGAUCUUUUCCAAGGAAGAGCUGGAGAAAGCGACCAAAAACUUUGCAGCCGACCGUGUUCUGGGCCAUGGAGGACACGGCAUUGUCUACAAGGGUGUCCUUGAGGACAAGACAGUGGUGGCGAUCAAAAAGUCAAAGAUGGAAGAGGCCCCGACCAAGGAAUUCGCAAGGGAGAUGUUCAUCCUCUCCCAGAUAAACCACAGAAAUGUCGUCAAGCUGCUUGGAUGCUGCCUUGAAGCCGAAGUGCCCAUGUUGGUCUACGAGUUCGUCUCAAACGGUACACUGUACCACUACAUACAUGGUGACAAGGGCAUCAACUCUGAUAUAGCCUUUGGCACCUGUCUUCGGGUAGCGGUAGAGUCAGCCGAGGCACUGGCAUACAUGCACUCUUCGGCCUCGCCGCCAAUCCUCCAUGGAGACAUCAAGACGGCAAACAUUCUGUUGGAUCACAAGCUCACAGCAAAAGUUUCAGAUUUCGGAGCAUCAAAAUUGGCACCAACUGAUGAGGCCAAAAUGGCAACGUUGGUGCAAGGAACUUGCGGUUACCUUGAUCCAGAAUACCUAAUGACAUGCCUGCUGACUGACAAGAGUGAUGUGUACAGCUUUGGUGUUGUGCUUUUGGAGCUUCUGACAAGGAAGAAGGCAUUGUACUUGGAAGGGCCAGGAGAAGAUAGAAGCCUCGUUUUAUGCUUCAUGACGGCAGUGAAGGUAGGUCAGCACCAAGAGCUUCUGGACAGACAAGUGAAGGAUGAGAUGAGAAUCGAAGUGCUUGAAGAGAUCACGCACCUUGUGAUAAGAUGCUUAAACAUGAGUGGGGAGGAACGGCCGACAAUGAAGGAGGUUGCAGAGAGGCUGGAGAUGCUGAGGAGAUACCAGCACCAUCCGUGGGCUCAAGCGGAUGCAAAUCCGGAGGAGGAGCAGAGCUUGCUUGUUAUGAACCAACAGAAUGUGAAUUACAAGUUCACGCAGGAUUACAUCCUUGAUUUGUGA